AUUUCAUAAUGGAAAAGACCGAAAUUCUAGAAAAUAAAGCAACAGAUGCAGAUGGAUCCAAUACUUCAAUUUCAACUGUUGAACAACCACAACCAAAUACUAAACAAACAACAAACGAAAAUGUAGUGAACAAAGAAGAGCAUGACACAGAAGCGAGAAGCAAAAAGGAAAAAGUGGGCAGAAUUCUCACAUUUUUGGGUCUUCAAAUCGCUUUGUUUUUAGCUGCUCUAGACAAUACCAUUGUAGCUACAGCAUUGCCUCGUAUAGGUUCUGAUUUCAAUCAAAUGUCAAUUGUAGCUUGGGUAGCUACUGCCUAUAUCCUCACAUUUGAUGCAUUUCAGCCCUUGUUUUCUAAAUUUUCAGAUAUUUUUGGUCGUAAAUGGAUUUUACUGUUCGGUAUCUCGAUUUUUCUUUUAGGCUCUGUUUUAUGUGGCGCUGCUAAAUCUAUGAUUAUGUUGAUUGUUGCACGAGCCAUUGCCGGAAUUGGUGCUGCUGGUAUUUUUUCAAUGGUCUUUGUUAUUUUCUCAGAGUUGGUACCUCUUGAAAAAAGAGGAAGUUAUCAAGGUAUCAUCAAUGCUGUGUUUGCUCUGUCAAGUGUUUUUGGACCUUUGAUUGGUGGUUCUCUUACCGACUAUGUUUCAUGGAGAUGGAAUUUUUAUAUAAAUCUUCCUAUUGGCGCUACUGCCAUGGCAGUGUUGAUUGUCUUUCUCAAAAUGCCUACACCUAAAGAUAAACUAUCCGACAAGUUGAAACGAGUGGACUAUGUAGGAACAUUGAUCGUCUUGGCUUUUGCUACACUUUUCUUGUUGGCACUUAAUUUUGGUGGUCAGACUUUCCCUUGGAAAUCAGCUGCUGUCAUUGUACCUUUGGUUCUUUCAGUUCUUUUAGUUGGACUAUUGAUCUUGGUUGAAAAGAAGUUUGCCAAAGAGCCAUUAAUGCCUCCUCGAUUAUUCAAGAACCGUUCUGUUGUUAGUGUGUUGAUUACAAAUUGGUUUUUUGGUAUGACCUUUUUCUCUGCAGUCUACUAUCUUCCUGUUUAUUUUCAAGUCGUGAGAAACGAUUCUGCCAUGUGGUCAGGUAUCAGACUGAUUCCUAUGCAAAUGGUUCUUUGUGUACUCUCCACUUUCUCUGGCCUGUUUAUCUCCAAAACUGGUAUCUAUCGACCUCUGAUUGUCUCUGGUAUGACCUUCCUUACUUUAUGGAUUGGUCUCACAAGCCUUUACAGACAAGAUACUCCUUGGUCUCAAGUGUACGGUAUAACUAUUGUUGGUUCCUUGGGUUUAGGAAGUCUUUUUUCUUCUACAAUCAUUGCUCUCCAAGCCUCUGUACCUCCUCAGGAUAUUGCUGUAGUAACAGGCCUUGGUAACUUUUCACGUAUCCUAGGUGGUGCUUUGGGUGUUGCUAUCUCAUCAGCUGUACUCAACUCUCAAUUGACACAAGAGCUCUUUAAAUAUUUACCAGAAGAUCAAGCAAUGGCAGUCAUUCAGUCUUCGGAAUAUGUCAAUCAUGGUCUUCCUAAAGAAUAUUUGGAUACCACAUUAACUAUCUAUGUCGAUGCUCUUCGGUUGAUUUGGUGGGUACUUAUUCCUAUGUCUGGUAUGGGCUUGAUUGCAUCUCUCUUUGUCAAGCAUCAUUCUACCCGUAGCCACCAAAAACUAAAAGAAGCCGAGUUAAAGAAGGAACAAGAAGCCCAGGCUCAAGAAGAAGAUCUUGUUGUAGUACAUGUUCCUGAUGAAGAAAAAGAAGAAAAGAAAGAAGAGAUAGAAGAGAAAGAACAGGUCAAAAAACCUGAAGUUGUAUAAACUCUACUAUUGUCAUCAAUUGAUUUUACCCCUUAAUCCUUUUCCAUCAAUAUAAUAUUUCAUAAUUUAGAAGCAAGCACAUUCAUGCAUCGUAAUCAUACACA
This is a messenger RNA of Gilbertella persicaria, 1906 nucleotides long. Its product is annotated as major facilitator superfamily domain-containing protein. The transcript has 9 exons. The record is from RefSeq and is a predicted model, not a curated record. Lineage: Eukaryota; Fungi; Mucoromycota; Mucoromycetes; Mucorales; Choanephoraceae. Gene Ontology annotation, biological process: transmembrane transport. Bases 9 to 1802 code for a protein of 597 amino acids. Gene Ontology annotation, molecular function: transmembrane transporter activity.